GGCGCUAAGCUCGUUUUUAAUAAUGGCUUCGUCCAUAGAAGAAUCAUCAGCCAAAGCAAAUGAAGAUGCUUGGAGUAUUAAAAUUCCACCAUUCACUAAAGAAGAUAAUCCCCGUGGAUUAGUUUGUGAGAGUGCAUUUGCAACACUUUUUCCCAAAUACCGAGAGAAGUACCUCCGUGAAUGCUGGCCUUUAGUGAAAAAUGCUCUAUCAGAACAUGGAGUUAAAGCAGAAUUGGAUGUGGUAGAGGGAAGCAUGACAGUAGCAACAACAAGAAAAACGUGGGACCCUUAUAUCAUCAUCAAAGCGAGGGACAUGAUCAAGUUACUAGCUAGAAGUGUACCAUAUGAACAGGCAAUAAAAGUUUUGAAUGAUGACAUGGGAUGUGACAUUAUUAAGAUAGGCAGCUUGGUUCGUAACAGAGAAAGAUUUGUGAAAAGGAGGCAACGACUUAUUGGUCCAAAUGGUUCCACAUUGAAAGCUAUUGAAUUGCUCACCAACUGCUAUGUUUGUGUCCAAGGAAACACUGUUGCUGGCCUUGGUCCUUAUAAGGGAUUACAACAUGUCCGAAAAAUUGUUGAAGAAACAAUGAAAAACAUUCACCCAAUCUACAACAUUAAGGCCCUAAUGAUUAAGCGAGAAUUGGCGAAAGACCCAAAGUUAAAAAAUGAAAAUUGGGAACGAUUUCUUCCCAAAUUCAAAAGUAAAAAUAUCAGCAAAAGGAAACAACCAAAGAAAAGGAGAAACAAGGGUGAAUAUACUCCUUUCCCUCCUCCUCAGCCAGAAAGCAAGGUUGAUAAGGAACUGGCUACUGGUGAAUAUUUUCUGAAAGAAACAGAAAGAAAAGCUAAAAAACUUAAAGAAAAACAAGAGCAAAAAGCUAAUGCUGAGAUAAAGAGACAAGAAAAAAGAAGUCAGUCAUUCAUUGCUCCAGAUGAACCUGUCCACAAGAAGAAACAACAUCAGAAUGAAUCAGAUGUAGAUAUCAAUAGACUGAAAAAGAAAUUGAAGUACUCUCAGAAACAAGGCUUUAGACAAACAGUGAAGCCCUCUACUCCUGGUACUAAGGAAGCUAAAAAGGACAAGAAAAAGAAAAAAGAGAAAUAAUGCCAAUUGGAUUGUGCAAGUUUUACAGUUUAUAGUAUUUCAGAAGACUGGCUUGUAAAUAAAUUUUUAUUAACAUGAUUAUAUUUGUG
Messenger RNA from Limulus polyphemus (Atlantic horseshoe crab), 1194 nucleotides. RefSeq names its product KRR1 small subunit processome component homolog (gene dbe). Lineage: Eukaryota; Metazoa; Arthropoda; Merostomata; Xiphosura; Limulidae. Bases 23 to 1105 code for a protein of 360 amino acids. The transcript is spliced from 11 exons. The record is from RefSeq and is a predicted model, not a curated record. Gene Ontology annotation, cellular component: nucleolus; small-subunit processome. Gene Ontology annotation, molecular function: RNA binding.